UCAAGAAUUGUGACGCGUCAUCCGGGAAGCGCAGGUGCAUUUCGCAACAGGGAAAGUGACAAGUUGUGAAACCUGACUCGCGGUCAGUGGCGUCUGAAAUAUUGGGAGUUAUUGUGUCGAUAUAUAUUUUAAGCGCACGCCGCCAUGGCGCUGAACAAGAAUAAUACACCAUCGGGAGGCGUCAUCAUCAACAAUAGCGAAAGUGUCCUGAUGACGUAUGAAAAUGUGGAGCUCGUCUUCAGUGAUGCAGAUGGUCUCCCAGAGACAUUCAGAAAGAGUAAGAAGGGAAGUGUGUACCUGACCCCAUACCGGCUUAUCUUUCUGGCCAAGGGACGGGAACCACUGCAGUCCUUCAUGAUGCCUUUCUAUUUGAUGAAGAAUUGUGAGGUGAAGCAGCCAGUGCUGGGAGCCAACUACAUCAAGGGCACAGUGAGCGCAGAGCCUGGGGGUGGCUGGGAGGGCUCUGCUGCAUUCAAGAUGGUCUUCGUAUCCGGGGGUGCCAUUGAGUUUGGUCAGUGUAUGCUGCAGGUUGCUGCUCAAGCUUCCAGAGGGCAGCCGGUGACCGUGGGUUUUGGUUGCCCCUACAUGGCCAAUGGAGCUUAUGCUUGUCCCCCCCCACCCCCUGCUAAUGGCAUGUACCCUGCUGGCCCUCCACCAGGGUACUCCUACCCUACACCCCAACCUACAGCAGAUGUGUUCUACCCUGCCCCUCCCACCUUUGACAGCCCUGCGGCCUACAUGCCCCCACCACCCUACUCUGCACCACUGGGGCAGGCCCCCCAGGACCCUGAUCUGCCUAGGUCUGCUGCAGCAGAGGCAAAGGCUGCCGAGGCAGCAGCCAGUGCAAGCUGUGCUGCAGCCCCUCCUACUCAUGUGUAUCUGCCACAGGACAAGCCACCACCCUACUCUCCUCCUGAUGACAAGAAGACCCAGUAGAGGACCCAGAUUGCAGACUUCACCUGCCACGGCCUGUACCUCACCGUCUCUCCUCCUUUCCUCCUUCUACUUGGCUGUCAGGUGUUCUGUACUGUCCUAUGUCCUUAGCCGUCUUACCAUCUCUCCUCAUCUUUGGUCACAUUACUGCUGCAUUCACAUCUCCCAUCUACUAGCCACAACUGAGUUUGAGUUGACAGUAUUAUUUUUCCAGCAUCUCUGUAGAGAAUCAUUUGUGUUAUGGAUUUAGUAUUGGAGAUGCGAGUGGUUUGGCGUGUCACUCUAGGUAGAACCUGGGAGUGAUUCUGCUAUAUCUGGCAGGAUCUAAGUUUGUAGAUCUAAGUGUUGAUGUGCAGGGAUUCAUUCCCUGGACGGAUACUGCAGUUUAUGAAUGUGGGCGGCUGCUAGGCCUUAUGAUGGUCCCUGACUGAAAUGGUGGCAUUAAAAAUAAUUAAUACAUUUUAUGUAAAGAUUAGCUCUUCUUAACUUGAAUAGGAAAAGGGGACAGGAAAGUGAAUCAGCUGUUUAGACAGUAUAUUGGUACAUACUCAUAUUAGGUAUGGAAAGGGACCAGAGAUUAAUGGGAAUUUCUAGUGAACAUCUUACCUCCUCUGCCCUCAGAUGUUCUGUCCCGGAUAGAAAUUGAAUUGAAACCAAUGGCACACUAUUUGGAAUAUGUAUGUGUGUGUGUUGCCUUUGUGAUGACUGGGUAGAUCAGCCCCACCUAAGACCUUAAAAACACAGUUCAUUUCUCCACACAAGUGAGUUAAUCUCAUCCAUGUUCUCACACACCAUCCAGUCCCCUUUGCCUGCCACUAAUCUUUCCUUUACUGCAGUGCUAACUGACUUGUUUGAAGGCACUUUGUAGAUCUUCUCAGCUGAGCACCUUAUCCUGAGUCUGUAACCCGCUUUCCCUCUAACUGGCUAAAAGCGGUUGGCUGUUCCUUGCCGUUAGCAAGUCCUGCACUUUCAAAAUUGCUAUGCACCAUUCCCUUCUUGUCUUUCUUAACUGUGUGUAAAAAGUAUGCUAUUUAUUUAAAAUUUAACUAAUUCAUGCUUUAACUUAAAUGGAAAAUGAAGAGAUGAGAAGCAUGGUUUAAAUCGUGAAACUUGUACUGUGCGUACGAUUGGAUUUUAAUAAACUGAAUUUGUGUGAAGAA
Messenger RNA from Conger conger (European conger), 2093 nucleotides. It is a transcript of the gene wbp2, whose product is annotated as WW domain binding protein 2. Lineage: Eukaryota; Metazoa; Chordata; Actinopteri; Anguilliformes; Congridae. The record is from RefSeq and is a predicted model, not a curated record. Bases 145 to 936 code for a protein of 263 amino acids. Gene Ontology annotation, cellular component: nucleus. Gene Ontology annotation, biological process: positive regulation of DNA-templated transcription. The transcript has 8 exons. Gene Ontology annotation, molecular function: chromatin DNA binding; transcription coactivator activity.